This is a messenger RNA of Acaulospora colombiana, 6042 nucleotides long. NCBI's taxonomy places the organism in Eukaryota, Fungi, Glomeromycota, Glomeromycetes, Diversisporales, Acaulosporaceae. The record is from the annotation of a GenBank genome assembly.
AUGGAAAAUUCUAAAAACACUAUUUGCUGGGCACCUUUAUCAAAAUUCGGUUAUGGUUUUGCCGUAUACCCAUUCACGCCAGUGGAACAAUCAAAUUCUUUGGAUUCAACCAAAGGAGAGGCGGUACCCGAAAAUGCUGGAAGCACCAUUUCUGACACUGCAUCAAUAACUUCUACUAAUUCGAUUUCGUCCGUCGCUUCCUAUCAAGUAACGCUUGAGGUUGGAGACGAGGUUUAUGUUUUUGAAGAGCAAGGCGCAUGGUAUCGUGGAUAUGUUGUCUCUCAAUUACGGCAGACAGAAGAACCCCAAGUUUAUGUUGGAAUCUUUCCUAAGAAUCAUGUCUAUGUCAAGGAAUAUUUGGACAACUUGGAAUUACAAGCUGAGGAAUCGAAAACCAACGAUGCUGCAUCUUUAUCAUCGGAGAAGGCCACGCGACUUCCCCCACCCAUACCGUCACUCAAGUGUGGAGAUGAUACAAUCAGUGGAAAAAGUGAACCACUAAUUGAUGAGAUUGCUAGCACCGUGAGAGAAUGGAGUAGCCUUUUACCAAAAUAUUUGGAGGAAAGGAAAUACGAUAUGUUUCGAAUUGUUAAAGAUCAAAUAGAUAAUUUAUUACAAGGCCGACGUCAACUCUUAGCUCAAACGCUGUCACAAGAUGAAUUGAACAAAUUACGAAAGGAGCUUAUCAAUAAACUUGUAUCUGGAAACGUAAUUCAAGGCCUGGAUAUUAUUGUCCGAGAUCCAGAGAAAGGUUUUCUUGCUGACGAAACGAACAUAUCAGCAAUUCGACUUUACCAGUUACAAGCACAAUGGUCUCUCAUGAACAUGGACAAGUCAAAAUCAGAUCAGUUAAUUACAAGCCCCACAAUAUUAACUCCAAACUUGCAACAAUUACAGUCUCCCUCCACGAUUACGGAUACAGGAACUCAUGCACCAAAGUUUUAUCACAUAUUUUUGGAUUUAAAAGCUUGGGUCGCGUCUAUUUCAGCACCUGGAGAAUACACCGAACUUUACUUUUCAUUAUAUACAAAGGCAAAUGGCCAAUUUAUUACAGAGGAAUACUUUAUUGUACUCAAUCAUAACGGUGUUCCCAAGGAUGAGUCCAAGAUAGGAAAAAUGCGAACAAUUUUUACUGAUCUUUCUCCUCAUGAUAUUCAGGAACAAAUUUAUUUACUUUGCCGAAUUGUCAGAACUGGAAGUAUGAAAAUGACUGAUAGAGAUAAAGAAUUACCCAAAGAAAGCAGUUCAAUGACUUCACGGUUUACAAAAUCAUCGAAGGAAUCAGAACAUAUCGAACAAUCAAAACUUGCGCCACAAACAUUUCGCAGACCCUUUGGUUGUGCUGUUCUCGAUAUUAGCCAUCUUUUUCAGGGAAAAGAGAAGGAAACUAUGAGUGAACAUGUGAUGCACAUUUACGUAUCUUCACAAGAAUCAACUUUUUCUACAUUGCACGAAGACAUUAUUUACGAUCGUAUCAAAGAGUAUGAAAAAUCUCCACGUGCUGAGAUGGUGAGCGUCUCGAUACGUCCUUAUUAUGGGGAGACAGCAACUAUAAUCAAAGAAAAUCUUGCGUUGCUUCAAGAUAUUCCUAUUACUUCUCGUCUUGGUUUUGCGGAUGUCGUGUUUCCGGGGGAUACUCGAAACGAGAUCUAUAUUCGAUUAUUGUCCGGAGAUUUUACUCAGGGACGCACGGCGACCGCGAAAAAUAUUCAAGCGACGAUAGAGGUUAGAUUAAAUACGGGUGAAACAUUGGAAAAUGUGAUAUCUCAAGGAUCUGGUGAACCGCGAAUGACGCAAUUUGAAUCUCUCGUUUUUUAUCACUCCAACAAUCCGACGUGGGGAGAAUUAAUUAAAUUGAAUAUACCCGAGGAAUCCUUCGAGCAAGCUCAUCUAUUUCUCACCUUUCGUCAUCGGUCAACGAAGGACAAGAAAGAAGAUAAGAUAUUUGCGUUCGCUUAUAUGCCUUUAUUUCCAGAGAAUUGUACAUUUAUUAGCGAUGGAAAGCAUUGCCUUACUUUAUUUAAAUAUGAUAAACAGUUGAUUCACCCAUCUGCGUACUUAAAGCAUCCAUGGACGCCCUCGGCAACAGUUUCGGAUGUAGCAUCCGUGAGUUCUCUUGCUAGCUCGCAUUCGAAUAACAAAUUUGCGACAUCUUCCAAAGACACCGUUUCAAUAUUGUCGUUCUUAUGCUCUACAAGAUACACUCAGAAUGAAGUCCUUCUCAAGCUACUGAACUGGGAGAAACAGCUCAUUUCUGAUGAAAAUGAAAUGAUGUCUGUCUUGAAAAAAUUCACUUUUGUUGGCGAGGUCGAAAUAGUCAAGUUCCUGCAAGAUAUAUUUGACGCACUUUUCGGGAUACUCAUUUCGACAAUAAAUCAGCAAGGAGAACUGGAUGAUUUAAUUUUCAAUGCCCUAGUAACAAUACUCGGUAUAGUCUCUGACCGAAGGUUUAUGAAUUUCCGACCUGUGCUUGAUGUUUACAUCGAUAAACAUUUUUCUUGUGCCCCCGCGUCCUCCCAUCUAAUCCGUUCGAUGAAUCGCCUUAUUUCGAACCCAACAAAUUCUGAUAAUGCCCAAAAUCUGCGGUCCGCAAUAAAAGUAUGGAAAUACAUCUUUAAAAUAAUUCUACGAUCUCGAGAACUUCAGCGAAAUAAAGAAUUAGACAUUGGACUGUCGGGGAAUUAUGUUGAGGAACAGUUUAAAAAAGAUCUUUUUACACUCUUCAAAAGCAUAGAUAAGCUCAUGUCCAUAACGACGCCACAAUCGAUAAUUGGUACACAAACGUUAGCACUGCAGCAUUUUGCUUCAAUAUUUUCGGAUCUAAGCAAAUGCUUCGCACCGGAUGAUCUAGUGCAAAUUGCCAUCCGCUUUACCGAGUCUGUGAGAUUGCCCAAGGGUAAACUUUUGGUAUAUAAAUUGUUAGUCAUUCUUCAGUUUUGUCGAGGUUCACUGUUUGAAAAUCCAGAAUCUCGCGCUACACUUUUACGCAGAGUUGUAGAAUGGGUGAUAGAUCAUAUGGGAAAAUGGGAGAAAAUCGGAAAACAAAACGCUGACGCUUACGCUGCAAGAAUACAAUGGCAGGAUGGCAUCCGAUUGUGCGUCAUUAUUAUUGCUGUCAUGUUAGAGAGCCUUCAAAGUACCAUUGAGAGGUCAACCGAUAAAGAAGUAAUUGAAAGAGAAAUCGAGAAUGUACAAGUAAUCUUUCCUCUCAUGAUGAAAAUAUGUGAAUCUUACAGAGAAUUGCACAUAACCAAUGACGAAUUAAACCAGAAAAGAGAUCGAAGCAGUCUCAUACUGCCCUCAUCUAUGUUUUCGCUUGCAUACACGUUUUCCAGCGCAAACCAGACGAUCACACCAGGGCAAGCUAGAUUUGCAAAAGAAUUUCCAUUUAUUCCAUUCAACCAACAGCAAUAUUCAAACUCUGUUGGGUUGGGAGAAAUAUCUGCUGUAAUCUUGCAAAUUCUGUUUUUGUUGUCGCAAGAUAACAUAAAAGAGCAUCUACUUUCGACAUAUUAUCGAGAAGGACAUGACGCGACCGCAGAAUUCCUGAUUUUAUUAUUCCAGGUGGCGAGAUCCGUUUUAAGGAAUGAAGCUUUCUCGGAUACUUGGCUGAAUAUGAACAUAAUGGCUCAUAAGGUAUUCUUAAAAUUUCUUGAACCCGCAUCAUCUUUGAUGGAAAAGAAUUAUAUUCCUGACAAGGAGGCACCAGACACUUUCAAUGAACAACUUUGGCAAGAGUACUUUAAUUGCCUGUUGUGUUUGCUUACCAGCGAACACCUAGUUAUAGAAAAUUUCACGCCACAGAAACGUCGUGCAAUAUGGCGGCUAGCCGGUGAUCUUCGGGGCCGUGGGGCUAAAUUGCUAUCAACAUUAUGGGAUGCUAUUGGGUGGGAACAGGGUAAAGAUGGAAAAAUGGGAGGAUAUCAAUCUCGCUUUAUAAAUGUUUUACUGGGACCAAUUUUGGAGUUGUGUUUAUCCCAUCAUGAUGAAUUGCGUUCUGCGGCGAUUAAAGUUUUAUUUAGCAUGAUUGUCACGCAAUAUACUUUGGAAGAAGAUUUUAAACAGAUGGAAUCGGGCAUAAUAGACUUACUGGAUAGAUUAUUUAUGUCGGAAAAUAAAGGUGAUGAAGUUUCUCGCACCUAUUUUAUAGCUCAAUUACGAAGAUUAUUCGAAGAAGCAACGGUUGAUGCUUCCUUGAAGCAGAUUGUCAUUAAAUUCCUGGAUUCAUUGAGUGAAUUCCUGGAACUUUUGCUUGGAGUCCGCGAGUUACCUGAAGGCGAAGAAUACCAAGACGAUCGCAUAAUGUGCACCCUUAAAUUGAUGAAGUUUAUAAAAUCCAUUGAACGCGAUCAGAUAUAUAUCAAAUACGUUCACCAACUGGUACAGAUGCAGGUUAAUAGUCGUAACUUUGUUGAAGCUGCCUUAACACUUAAGUUGCAUUCCAAUUUAUAUGAAUGGAAUCCACGCUCCGAGGUCGAAGCGUUGCCUGAAAUGGAUUUCCCCAAACAAUCUCAAUUUGAUCGGAAGGAAAGAUUGUACAUACAGAUUUUGGACUAUUUUGUUAAAGGUAGAGCAUGGGAGUGUGGCAUUGAAAUCUGCAAGGAAUUGGCUCGACACUUUGAAUACACGACCUAUGAUUACCAACGCCUCAGCAACAUUCUUAAACAGCAAGCAGUGCUACACGAGAAUAUAAUAAAAAAGGAAAGGUAUUUCAGUGAAUAUUUCCGAGUUGGUUUCUACGGUCGAGGAUUCCCGGCGAGUUUGCAAAACCGUCAGUUCAUAUACCGGGGAUAUGAAUGGGAAAAGAUUGGGGCAUUUUGUGAACGUAUGCAAAACAAGCAUCCUCAGGCUCAAUUGAUGAAAUCAAGUAGUCCGCCAACAGAUGAUAUUCUUUAUGGAGAUGGACAGUUUCUGCAGGUGGUUGCGGUAACACCAGAACCUGACAGAAAUGUUCCCGUUUUCAAUGGAGAUGUCCCGUCUUCAAUUCGUAGUUACUAUGAGCAUAAUUCUAUAAAUACCUUUAGUUAUUCAAGACCGGUAAAUAAGAAUCCAGAUGGUGUAAAGUCAUCUAAUGAAUUUUUGAAUUUAUGGACUGAAAAGACUAUUAUGAUAUCCGAGGAUUACUUUCCCACCGUGCUUCGAAGAUCGGAGAUUAUCCAGACCACUGUCAUUGAAGUGUCACCAAUCGAGAACGCGGUUUCCGCUAUGAAGACAAAAAACCGUGAACUGUUGACUCUUGAAACCAAAUAUAGCGCAUAUCUUACUUCGAAAGGGGGGGAUAAAGUGAACACCAAUCCAUUGUCUAUGUCAUUAAAUGGUGCUGUUGAUGCGCCAGUCAAUGGUGGGGUGUUAAUGUAUAAGAAGGCAUUUUUCAGUAAAGACUUCUUGGAGUCAAAUCCUGAUAAAGAAGCUUUCGUAGAACAAUUGAAGGAAGCAAUUGAAGAACAGGUUCGCAUUAUUGAUAGGUGUCUUAAUAUACACGAACGCCUUGUUUCCAACGAAAUGCGCCCGCUUCAUGACACACUCGUCAAAUGCAAGAAUUUUUCGGAAGAGAUUUACCGAUUAGCCGAACGCAAAAAAUCAAAGGCUCAAUCGACGCCAAAGACGGCAGCACCGAACCGAACUGAACAUAUUUCCUUACAACCUUCAUCACCGUUUUUCCUCCCCCCAUUAAGCAUCAACAAAUUUUACCGAGCUCCUUCAUUACAUGGAACCUCACCGCUAAGUGCCGAACCCGUAUCACCAAAUUCGCCUACGUCAUCUCCAAACUCUUCAACUAUAACACGAGUAGCAAUGGCUGCAACACUUAAUUCAAGAAGUUCUCUGAACAUACAAGGAAAUUAUUCUAGCACCCCGACCUUGCAUACUAAACGUGUUUCUGGGUCAUCGGAAGGAAGCAACGGUCUGCAAAGUCCUAAUGGCGACACUAUUACAUUAAUGCCAACGAUUAAACAUAGUAAUACGCUCAAAGAACGCAUUAACGAGAGGCGCAUGACUCUAAAAGGAUGGUCACUUAAUCGCAAUCGGAGCACUACACAAUAA